Molecule: messenger RNA, 1537 nt
Organism: Alosa sapidissima (American shad)
Lineage: Eukaryota; Metazoa; Chordata; Actinopteri; Clupeiformes; Clupeidae
Product: CD209 antigen-like protein E
Exons: 6
Coding region: 110-892 (260 amino acids)
Biological process (GO): biological process involved in interspecies interaction between organisms
Cellular component (GO): external side of plasma membrane
Molecular function (GO): fucose binding; D-mannose binding
Source: RefSeq, a predicted model, not a curated record
GACUUCCUGUUGUGUUUAUCUGUUGGUUCGGCAUAUGUGUUUAAACCAAAACAUAUUUUACAGCAAGGUUAAGGUUAAGAAAAACCCAGUGUAACAAAUGUACUAAGACAUGCCGAACAAGGCAAAACCUCAUAGGGAUACCAGUAGGAGAGGGGGUUUAAACAUCGAGGAGACGGCCUCACGGAGAGACCUAAGACAACGCCCUGGAAAAGGAUAUGGUGUUUACAGGCUGGCUGGUGUAUGUUUUGGAGUACUGUCUAUUCUGCAAGCAGCACUUAAUGUCUCACUACGCCUUUACUUUCACACCGGUGUUGGGACCAACGCCAGCUGGAAUGAAGACAGUGAGCCGCUUAAGGCUGCAACAGAGCAGCUGCAAGCCAGCUACAACUACGUAACCACAGAGAGAGACCAGCUACUGGCCAAUUUCACAAACCUGAUGACAGAGAGAGACAAUCUUCAGAGAAGACUCUCUAAACUUGAAGCUGCCAGUGCACAUGGCUGGAAAUAUUUAGGCUCCAGCUUCUACUUCAUCUCCUCUGAGCGCAGAACCUGGAAGGAGAGUAGGCAUAACUGCAAAGAGAGGGGCGCAGAUCUAGUGGUCAUAAACAGCAGAGAGGAACAGAAUUUUGUAGUUGACUUUGGGAGAAAAAUGGAAAACAUUUUAUGGAUGGGAGCAACAGACCAUGACAGAGAAGGAGUUUGGCAAUGGGUGGAUGGAACUCCAGUCCUUACUGGGUACUGGAUAAAUAACCAACCAGAUAAUGGCUUAAUGGGAGAGGACGAGGACUGUGUCGCUCUCCAGCCUGCCAGAUAUAACUCAUUAAAAACCUGGGAUGAUGCCCCAUGUGACCUUAAACUUCACUGGAUCUGUGAAAAAGUUGCCCAUCUUUAGUUGUUUUCCCAAAUCCAAUAGCAACAUAGACACACAGAUUAAUACCUAUAAUGAAAAGCUACUGACCAUAUGUCAUAGCACAGUGGCGGUUGCUGAUCUUUGGAAAAGGGGAGGCUCUGAUAAAAAUGGUCAAUUAUUAAAUUAAUAUUAUUAAGGUGCUAUAUUGUUCUUUGAGGGCAAAAAUGAUCCCAAAACCCAGAAUAGACCAAACAGUAGGCUAUAGAGUUGGCAUGGCAGACAUGGCAGCUUGGGGGGAGUUUAGGCUAGCCUUCUAGAGUUAUUUCUCUGUGUACGUUCAUCUGCCUUGCUGUUUUAUUUUUAAUCUCCCCUGGUGGGCUUUUAAAAUUCAAGUAAACAUUAGCAUAAUGUAGCAUACACCGUUAUAUAGCGUACUACCUAAUUUAGCCAAAAUACACAACUGAAACAAAAGCAAGUUACAAGCUAUGUAACUCCACAUUACAGUUUUACUUACAGUCUGCUAUUUACAAAGACAAAUAGAAACUGUAUUGCUCACAAAUUAUGAUAAUUUGAGCUGCAACUUGCCUUGCGUCUCGACUUCACCUGCCAACACUAUCGCAUCCCUUGAACUUGAACCACUUCCUGUCAGAUCGCAACAUAUGUUGUCAAUCAAAAAGAGUCCAGCCU